AUCAUACUCCAUUGAAAAGUAUACCGAAAAUGUCGUAUGAAAAGUUGCCAUUGGAACCAUUUUUCCAAACCAUUGAUGAAUUAAAACCAAAAUUCAUUGAAAGAUUGCGUCAAGCCAUUGCCAUCCCAUCAGUGUCUUCUGAUGAAUCACUCAGACCAAGAGUUGUCGAUAUGGCUCACUUUUUAGUCAAGGAAUUGACUCAACUUGGCUUCACUGAUAUUCAAUUGAAAGAAUUAGGUACCCAACCACCACCAGUUGCUGACCCAACUUUACAAUUACCUCCUAUUGUUUUGGGUAGAUUUGGUACUGACCCAAAGAAAAAGACUGUCUUGGUUUACGGUCACUACGAUGUUCAACCUGCAUUAAAGGAAGACGGUUGGUCCACUGAACCAUUCACCAUGUUCCAUGAUGAAAAGAACGAUAUCUUGUUUGGUAGAGGUGCUACUGAUGACAAGGGUCCAAUUUUGGGUUGGUUAAAUGUCAUUGAGGCUCACAACAAGUUGGGUUGGGAAUUGCCAGUUAACUUGGUUGUUUGUUUUGAAGGUAUGGAAGAAUCUGGUUCUUUAGGAUUGGACGAAUUGGUUGCCAAGGAAGCCAACAACUACUUCAAGAAUGUUGACCAAUGUACCAUUUCCGAUAACUACUGGUUAGGUACCACUAAGCCAGUCUUAACCUACGGUUUAAGAGGAUGUAACUAUUACCAAAUCAUAAUUGAAGGUCCAGGUGCUGAUUUACAUAGUGGUAUUUUCGGGGGUAUAAUUGCCGAACCAAUGACUGAUUUAGUUAAGGUUAUGUCUACUUUGGUUGACACCAAGGGUAAGAUUCAAAUCCCAGGAGUUUAUGACAUGGUUGCUCCUUUGACUGAACGUGAAGACCAAUUAUAUGAUGCCAUUGACUUCAGUCUUGGUGAAUUGAAUGCUGCCUCUGGUAGUGAAACCUCUUUACAUGACAACAAGAAGGAUAUCUUGAAGCACAGAUGGAGAUACCCAUCUUUAUCUUUGCACGGUAUUGAAGGUGCCUUCUCUGGUGCAGGUGCCAAGACCGUCAUUCCUGCCAAGGUUGUUGGUAAGUUCUCCAUUAGAACUGUUCCAAACAUUGACUCUAAGAAGUUGGAUGAACUCGUAUUCAAGCACAUUAAUGAAGAAUUUGCCAAGUUGCAAUCACCAAACAAGUUCAAGGUUGAAUUAAUCCAUGACGGUAACUACUGGGUUUCUGAUCCAUUCAAUGAAUCAUUCACUGCUGCUUCCAAGGCCACUCAAGAUGUGUGGAAUGUUGUUCCUGAUUUCACCAGAGAAGGUGGUUCUAUUCCAAUCACUUUAACUUUUGAGAAGGAAUUGGGUGUUGACGUCUUGUUGUUGCCAAUGGGUAGAGGUGAUGAUGGUGCUCACUCAAUUAAUGAAAAAUUAGAUGUUAGCAACUAUAUUAACGGAUGUAAGACUUUGGGUGGAUAUUUACAUUACUUCUCCAAGGCAUAAACUAGUUAAGUAAUAUAGAAUUAAUGUUUAUAUUGUCAGAGAAUGAUAAUUUGAAAUUGUAAGAAAUAAACUAUAACUCGAUCU
Molecule: messenger RNA, 1559 nt
Organism: Spathaspora passalidarum NRRL Y-27907
Lineage: Eukaryota; Fungi; Ascomycota; Pichiomycetes; Serinales; Debaryomycetaceae
Product: metallodipeptidase
Exons: 1
Coding region: 399-1475 (358 amino acids)
Biological process (GO): proteolysis
Molecular function (GO): peptidase activity
Source: RefSeq, a predicted model, not a curated record